AUGGUACCACAAGAUGGAAAUCGGGUCGUACUAGAUGAAUGGGUAGAUCUCUUUGAUGCUGCAGCGGAAAAAUGUUGUGGUGCGGUAAAGGUUCGAAUCGAAUUUGGUCGUACACCUGUUGAACAGAGAGAUGCGAGAGUAGGACUUGAACAUUUUGAAGUGAUUAAAUUGAUUGGAGAAGGAUCUUAUGGUCAAGUUUUUCGGGUGCGUAAAAAGGAUACUAAAAGGGUUUAUGCGAUGAAAGUGUUGGAUAAACAAAGGAUUUUGAAAGACGGGAAACAAACCUUACAACAUGUUUUGGCUGAACGUCAAAUCUUGAUCAAAACUAGAUCAUCCCCCUUCUUAGUCGGAUUAAAAUUCUCUUUUCAAACUUCAGAUGAUUUACAUUUAGUCAUGGAUUUAAAAUCAGGUGGUGAAUUGAUGUCCUAUAUGCAAAGAUAUGGUGGAAGGUUUCCUGAACCAUGGGUUGUGUUCUAUACUGCAGAAAUUUUAUCUGGUUUAAGCUUUUUGCAUUCGAUGGAUAUCAUUUAUCGAGACUUGAAACCUGAAAAUUGUUUGUUGGAUGCAACUGGACAUGUUGCACUUUGUGAUUUUGGUCUAAGUAAAAUGGAUAUGAAAGCCGAUUCUACUACUCGUACUUUUUGUGGUACAACUGAGUAUAUUGCACCUGAAAUCUUGAUGGAAAAUGGGUAUACUAGAGCUGUAGAUUUUUGGGCACUUGGUGUUCUUAUCUUUGAAAUGACGGUGGGAUGGACACCUUUCUUUAGUGAGGAUCGGGUGACAAAAUAUAGUUUAAUUCUUGAAUCUGAUAUCUCGGCCAAGAUUCCAAAACGUGGGGUGGAACAGACGACAAGAGACAUCAUCUUACAUCUUUUAGAAAGAGAUCCAACCAAAAGAUUAGGAAGUAUCUUAGGAUCAGAAGAAAUCAAAACACAUUCGUUUUUCAAAACUAUCGAAUGGACCAACCUACUGAACAGAAGGUUAAGACCACCAUUUAGACCACGAGUGGAAUCAGAUGCAGAUGUGACCGAUAAAAGAGUCUAUGGACUUUCAUCAUUUAAUGUAAUACCUUCUCGUAGAAGUUCGGUAGAUAAUUUGAAUAGCCAUCAUCAAACUAAUCGAUCAAGUGAAGCGUUUAGGAACUUUACAUUUUCUAGAAACACUUCGGGAUCUUCUUUGGUUAGAUUAGGAUUUGAAGAUGAAUUAGAUGAACAGAAUUGGGAAAGAGAAUCGUUUAGAGAGAAUGGAUUUCGUCAUGAUGAUGAUGAACUUCUUGAUCGUGGGCAUGAUCGGUUUGGAAGGAUUGAUGGAAGAGAAAGAGAACUUGGGAGUAAAGAUCGAUACAGGGUUUCGAGAGUUGGGAUGGCGUAUGAUCGUAGGUCUUCGGAAGUUGGGUAUUUAACUUGAAUCAUAACUUUUCUUUUACUUGCAAUAAAAGUUUUUUUUUGUUUUCUUUUUGAUUUUGUAACACCUUGUUUCGUUUUUGUGUGGUUUUGUGUGAUUCUGUGAUUUUUGUGUUUGUGAUAUUUGUGAUUUUUGUGUUUGUGAUUUGUGUGAUUUGUGUGAUUUUUGUGAUUUUUGUGAUUUUUGUGAUUAUGUAUGUUUUUGAAUUUUGUUUUUUUUGAUGGACUUUUUACGUAGAAUUAUUGAUCUUGCAAGUUUUUUGGUUUUUGUUUUGUUAGAAUGAUUGAUUCUUCCUUUGAAUAAAAAGAAAUCGUAUUUAGAUUGAAGCAUUAUAUAAUAUGAUAACAAUAUCAAUAUAUAGUAUAUAGUAUAUAUAAUGCAUAUAGAUGUGUUUGUUUUUUUGGUUUUGAAAGAGUUUGUUUGUAGAUGGUUUUUUCUUUUCUUUCUUUGGUUUAUAGUACUUGGUUGAAAGAGGUUUUCUUCUUUUUUUAUAUGCAUAGUACAGUCGAUCCAGAAUAGCUUGAUAAAAUGAAAUUUAUUUUUUUUAAUUUC
This is a messenger RNA of Melampsora larici-populina 98AG31, 1956 nucleotides long. RefSeq lists its product as uncharacterized. Lineage: Eukaryota; Fungi; Basidiomycota; Pucciniomycetes; Pucciniales; Melampsoraceae. Gene Ontology annotation, biological process: protein phosphorylation. The record is from RefSeq and is a predicted model, not a curated record. Bases 1 to 1407 code for a protein of 468 amino acids. Gene Ontology annotation, molecular function: protein serine/threonine kinase activity; ATP binding. The transcript is spliced from 8 exons.